UCCUCCCUCCACUUCCCUCUCUACUCUCCUUCUUUUCCCACCCCUCCCCCUCGUCCCGAGCACUCAAUAUUCACGCCACCGUUUCCUGUUUCACAAAAUGGCCACCGCGCGCGACACCUGCGGUCACGUGGCCUGCCGCCCUCUAGGUUUUGGGACUCUGCUUAGCUCCGACUUCGAGGAGGCUACACGCGGAAGAGCGAGGGCAGAUUAGACUGGAGAAAUCCCAUCACAUCUCCAAGCCCGGGGACUGAGAGAGGAAGGAGAGUGAAGGCCACUGUUAGACAAAAGAAAAAAAAAAAAAAAAAAGGAAAAACGAAAGCUGAGUGCUUAGGGCUUAGGGUUGGAAAGGGGAGCGAAAAGGCCUAGGUUAACAUUUUCAGGCCCCCUAGCUGGCGGAAAGCGGGAGACUCCAAUUCUCGCGAGAUCUCGAGAACUCGGAGGCUGAGAACAGGGUUUUAGCAGAGAGCAGGGAAAGUGUAGCUCGAGAGAACUGGGACAGCAUUUGGCGCCCAAAGCUCCAAGGCAGGACGACGAGGGGCGACGGGACUGAGUAGGCAAUCCCGUGAGGUUAGACCUGAGGGAGCGCGCAGUAGCUGGGCAGAAGUCGCCGCGGCGGGGGAUUGCGGUGUGAAAGGGAGGGCACACGCUGUACGUGCUGACGUAGCAGGGUUUCGAGCGGGUAUAUUAGAUCCGUGGCCGCGCCGUGCGCUCCAGAGCCGCAGUUCUCCCGUGAGAGGGCCUUCGCGGUGGAACAAAAACACUCGCUCAGCAGCGGAAGACACCGAGUUCUCGGUACUCUUCAGGGAUGAGUCAUGUGGCGGUGGAAAAUGCGCUUGGGCUGGACCAGCAGUUUGCUGGCCUAGACCUGAACUCUUCAGAUAAUCAGAGUGGAGGAAGUACAGCCAGCAAAGGGCGCUAUAUUCCUCCUCAUUUAAGGAACCGAGAAGCUACUAAAGGUUUCUACGAUAAAGACAGUUCAGGGUGGAGUUCUAGCAAAGAUAAGGAUGCGUAUAGCAGUUUUGGAUCUCGCAGUGAUUCAAGAGGGAAGUCUAGCUUCUUUAGUGAUCGUGGAAGUGGAUCAAGGGGAAGAUUUGAUGAUCGUGGACGGAGUGAUUAUGACGGCAUUGGCAGCCGUGGUGACAGAAGUGGCUUUGGCAAAUUUGAACGUGGUGGAAACAGUCGCUGGUGUGACAAAUCAGAUGAAGAUGAUUGGUCAAAACCACUCCCACCAAGUGAACGCUUGGAACAGGAACUCUUUUCUGGAGGCAACACUGGGAUUAAUUUUGAGAAAUAUGAUGACAUUCCAGUUGAGGCAACAGGCAACAACUGUCCUCCACAUAUUGAAAGUUUCAGUGAUGUUGAGAUGGGAGAAAUUAUCAUGGGAAACAUUGAGCUUACUCGUUAUACUCGCCCAACUCCAGUGCAAAAGCAUGCUAUUCCUAUUAUCAAAGAGAAAAGAGACUUGAUGGCUUGUGCCCAAACAGGGUCUGGAAAAACUGCAGCAUUUCUCUUGCCCAUCUUGAGUCAGAUUUAUUCAGAUGGUCCAGGCGAGGCUUUGAGGGCCAUGAAGGAAAAUGGAAGGUAUGGGCGCCGCAAACAAUACCCAAUCUCCCUGGUGUUAGCACCAACAAGAGAGUUGGCAGUACAGAUCUACGAGGAAGCCAGAAAAUUUUCAUACCGAUCUAGAGUUCGUCCUUGUGUGGUUUAUGGUGGUGCUGAUAUUGGUCAGCAGAUUCGAGACUUGGAACGUGGAUGCCACUUGUUAGUAGCCACUCCAGGACGUCUGGUGGAUAUGAUGGAAAGAGGAAAGAUUGGAUUAGACUUUUGCAAAUACUUGGUGUUAGAUGAAGCUGAUCGGAUGUUGGAUAUGGGGUUUGAGCCUCAGAUACGUAGAAUAGUUGAACAAGAUACUAUGCCUCCAAAGGGUGUCCGCCACACUAUGAUGUUUAGUGCUACUUUUCCUAAGGAAAUACAGAUGCUGGCUCGUGAUUUCUUAGAUGAAUAUAUCUUCUUGGCUGUAGGAAGAGUUGGCUCUACCUCUGAAAACAUCACGCAGAAAGUAGUUUGGGUUGAAGAAUCAGACAAACGGUCAUUUCUGCUUGACCUCCUAAAUGCAACAGGCAAGGAUUCACUGACCUUAGUGUUUGUGGAGACCAAAAAGGGUGCAGAUUCUCUGGAGGAUUUCUUAUACCAUGAAGGAUAUGCAUGUACAAGUAUCCAUGGAGACCGUUCUCAGAGGGAUAGGGAAGAGGCUCUUCACCAGUUCCGCUCAGGAAAAAGCCCAAUUCUAGUGGCUACAGCAGUAGCAGCAAGAGGACUGGACAUUUCAAAUGUGAAACAUGUUAUCAAUUUUGACUUGCCAAGUGAUAUUGAAGAAUAUGUACAUCGCAUUGGUCGUACAGGACGUGUAGGAAACCUUGGCCUGGCAACCUCAUUCUUUAAUGAGAGGAACAUAAACAUUACUAAGGAUUUGUUGGAUCUUCUUGUUGAAGCUAAACAAGAAGUGCCAUCUUGGUUAGAAAACAUGGCUUAUGAACACCACUACAAGGGUAGCAGUCGUGGACGUUCUAAGAGUAGCAGAUUUAGCGGAGGGUUUGGUGCCAGAGACUACCGACAAAGUAGCGGGGCCAGCAGUUCCAGCUUCAGCAGCAGCCGUGCAAGCAGCAGCCGCAGUGGCGGAGGUGGCCACGGCAGCAGCAGAGGAUUCGGUGGAGGUGGCUAUGGAGGCUUUUACAACAGUGAUGGAUAUGGAGGAAACUAUAACUCCCAGGGGGUUGACUGGUGGGGUAACUGAGCCUGCUUUGCAGUAGGUCACCCUGCC
Molecule: messenger RNA, 2821 nt
Organism: Sapajus apella (tufted capuchin)
Lineage: Eukaryota; Metazoa; Chordata; Mammalia; Primates; Cebidae
Gene: DDX3X
Product: DEAD-box helicase 3 X-linked
Exons: 17
Coding region: 806-2794 (662 amino acids)
Biological process (GO): cell differentiation; gamete generation
Cellular component (GO): nucleus; P granule
Molecular function (GO): ATP binding; RNA binding; RNA helicase activity
Source: RefSeq, a predicted model, not a curated record